AUGCCGCCCGCCGCCGACCGCCACCCUCCUGCAUCAAGCGCCCCGGCCCCGGCGGCGCACUCGCUCGCCCGCCACGAGUUCGUCUCGAGCGAUUGCUCGGUGCGGGUCCGGGGCCGCAUCGUGCAGCACGGCCCACCGGGCCAGAUUGACGGAAUCCAGCUCGAGCUCGACUCGGACGACGGCCUGUCGAUUCGCUACCCGCAACUCGUCAGCGUGCGCAUCCGGCCCGAGGAGCAGACGCUGUGGAGCAUCAACGCGGGCGAGCGCCUCUUGACCCUCGCCACGCCCCUCCUCCCGCCGCCGGCCGACGACGACGACGACCAUGCCGCCUCGGACAAGCACCGCUCGUCGUCUGCGAUAGACGACGAGGACGACGAGGACGAGGAGGGCGAGCCGGCGCACGACGAGCACAAGGCGGCCAAGCCGACGGUCGUCACCCUGCACGAGGGCUUCCUCCCGGCGUCCGAGGCCGACCACCUCGAGUCGUCGCCGCUGUACUCGUCGACCUUCCAGGUCCUCAUCGACGGCCCGACCUUUCCCCCUCCGCACUUUGACCCGGCGUCGCUCGCCCCGCCGACGCCCGCCGUGCGCCCUCACGACGGCACCACCACCACCACCACCGGCGGCGGCGGCCUCUCGAGCGGCAUGCUCAACUCGCCGACGAUCCAGCGCGCCCUCCUGUCGCCGCUCCUGUCGCCGCAACGUCGCGCCGCGUCCCAGGGCAGCGACGCGUCGGUCCCGCCGCUCUCGAUCGGCCUGAGCCGCACCUCGCGCGCGUCCUUCUCGGCGCCCGACCGCCCGCCCGCGCCGGCCAACCCGUCCACCUCCGCCUCGCGCGGCCUCGCCGCCCUCAUCGUCCCGCCCUCGACCUCGACCACCAACUCGUCCUCCACCUCCUCCACCGCCACCACCACGCCCCCGACCCUCGGCGGCACCCUCACCGGCGCCCUCUCGUCGGCCGCCAAGCGCACCGCCGAGGAGCUCGUCGCGCUGCGCCGCACCCACGACGCCUACGUCCGGCGCGCCAAAGCCGAGCUCGAGAUCCUCGAGGCGCGCAUCGACAACUUUGACGGCCACGUCGCGGGCAAAGAGGAGGGGAUCGUGCGCGGGUUCCGCACGCGCGACGAGCGUGACGCGCGCGCUCGACAGAAGGUCGAUGCCGGGGCGAGCGUGAGCCGCAGCAGGGAGAGGGGGCGCACGCCCGUCGCUGACGUUGUCGAAGGCGGCGGCGGCGGUGGCGGCGAGGCGGCGAGGCGCUCGAGCGCGAGUGGGAGCCGCGAGCGGCCCAUGAGCCGGGGCCGCGGCAGUGUCGAGCGCGCAGGCCCUGCGCCGCACGCUUCGUCCUCGGCCUCGGCCUCGGCCUCGUCGUCGUCGGUCCCGCGCGCGACCAACAAGGACGAGGACGUGUCGAGCCUGAUCCGCGCCCAGGACGAGCGCGAGGAGGACGAGCGUGGGCGGUCGCGCUCGCGCGCGAGGCGCGACGAGGCGGGCCCGCCGUCGACGCAGACGCAGGCGCACGCGCACGCGCACGCGCAGGCGGCGGCGGCCGGCUCGGCGUCGCAGCGCAGCCGCAGCAGGACCAAGGCGCUCGCCGAGGCCAACGCCAAGGUGCUCGAGGACGCGUCGACGUCGGCGUCGGCGUCGGGCUCGACGGUGCGGCAGGGCGAGAGCUCGAGUCGCGAGCGCGGCGAGGCGGGCGAGCCAGGGUCCGGGUCGGCAUCGGCGUCGGCCGAGUCGAGGGGCCGAGGGCGCGGGCCGCGCAAGGGCGAGAACAUCCCGGCGACGCUCGAGGAGGAGGACGAGGAGGACGACGAGGGCGCCGCCGACCGGCGAGGGCGCGACCGCAACCGCGACCACCAGCGCGACGGCAACACGACGACGCCCCGUGGCGACCCUCGCGGCGGCUCGAACGGCUUCCUGUCGCCUUCUUCUGCGGGCGCCGGGCAGCCGACGACUCGCGGCAGCAACGGCGGCGGCGGCGGCAGCUCGACGGGCACGACGCCGACGUUCCAUGCGGCCGGCCACCCGCUCGUCGCCAUCCCCGAGAGCGAGGAGCUCUCGGUCACGCCGAGCGACAAGGGCGACGCGCCCGAGCCGGCGGCGAGGAGCGAGCGGCUCGGCGAGCGGGCCCAGAGGGAGCGGCAGAAGAGCGCCGAGCAGGACGAGGAGGAGGACCAACCGUUCGAGAUGGACGAGGACGUCGACGUCGACGCGUUCGACCUUGGCUCGCCGCAGCCGAGGACCGUCCCGCUCGACAGCCCGAGUCUCGAGGUCGGCAACGGGCCGUCGCACGGUCAGCAGCACCAGCAGCAGUCGGCCGUCUCGUCCAGCUUCCGGCCCGGCUCGUUCCAGCGCGCGUCGGCCCUGUCGGCAUCGUACAACGCCCUCCUCGCGACCCACUCGCCCAAGAUGCGCGCCUCGCCGCACUCGCCCGCCGUCGGCCUCCCCGUCUCGCCCUCGGUCAGCGCCACGCGCGCCUACGGCUCGCCGGCGAGCCGUGCCUCGCCCGCUCCCCGCGCCGCCGGCGAGCAAAACUCGGCGCUCCCGCCCUUCUCGCCGCCUGAGGCGCACCGCCAGACGGCCACCUCGGCCCGCGAGGACGCCCAAGCCGCGCUCGCCUCGUCGACGCUCGAGCACUCGCGCCUCGGCCGCAGCAGCGGCGGCGGUGGCGGGCCCGACCCUCGCGACGUGCGGCGCGGCGAGCAAAAGAUCCGCGACGUGCUCGCCAUGGACGUGCCGAGCCACCGGCCGCUGCACUCGAUGCGCCGGCGCGCGAGCGUCGACACGCCCAACGCGGCGACGUACCAGGCCGACGACGACGGGACCGACAGCGCCGAGACGAGCGAGGAGGACGACGUCGUGCCCGACCUCGGAGGAGGCUCGAGCGCCGCCGGGCUCGCCAUGAGCGGGCUCACGUCGCCCAACAGCACCGGCGGCCCUCGUGGCGCGCAACAGCAGCAGCAGCACCAGCAGCACCAGGUCGGCUCGCUCCCGAUCGCGCUCGGCCGCCCGUCGUCCGUCAACGCCGCCCUGUCGUCGUGGCGCCCGGACCCGGAGCGCGACUGGGCCCAGGCGCGCGAGCGCAAGACGUCGCUCGCCCAAGGUCGCGAGCAGCCGCUCGUCCCGCCCAUCAAGGGCGCCUCGUCGUCGUCAGCGGCGUCGGGCGCGCGCACGAUCCCGACGGCGGGAGGUGGCGCCGCCGUCCUGCCCGUCGAGCCGCCGAGCGCGGCGCUCGAGAUCGAGAGCCCGGCGACGCCUCGCCCGACGAGCGCGGGUGGGACGGGCAUCAGCGGCAUGCCCGGCACGGGCGCGUCGUCGGGCCAGCACGGGCAGGGCCAGGCGCAAGGGCAGGGCGCGAGCGUCGCCAUGUCGUCGAGCCUCGCGCAGAGCUUGCGCAACGCGCCUGCGUCGUUUGGGCGCCGGGCCGAGGCCGAGGACCGCAAUGGUGCGCAGCAGCAGCAGCACGCGCACGAGCAGGGGCACGUCGACCGCGGCGCGCUCAGCAGCGGGACGGCGGCCGCCGAGGGCGUCACGGUCGCCGACGAGGAGGGCGCCGAAGGGGAGGAGGAGGAGGAGGACGACGACGACGAUGGGGCGUUCGUGCCGCCGCACCUCGUCGCCGAGCGGCCCGAGCGCAAGGACGAGCGCCUUGCGUGGUCCACUCGCCCUCAUCUCGUCCGCCGCCCCCACCUGCACCGCCCUUCAUCUCCGACUCGAACUCCCGCCCUCGCACGACCGCCAGCUGCCAUGGAUUUCCUCACGCGCGACCUCACCGCCCACCCUGAUCCGGCCCAGCCCUCUGCUCCCACCCACUCGACGUCGUCCGCCACCUCGCCCGCCGGCAGCACAUCCGCCGGCAGCACAUCCGCCGCCUCGUCGUCCAGCCCGACUGCCCCGAACCCGCACGCCGAUCGCCGCACGAGCGACGCCGCCUCGCUCACGCCCUCGUCCGCGACCGGCUCGACCCUCGAGCACAACGCCGCCCUCGAGCACACGGCCGCCCAGUUCGCCACCCUGCGCACCUCGGACCCUGCGCCAGCUCCGUCGAGCGGCGUCCCGGGCGAGCCCAACGUCGAGCCGCCCAGUGUCGCCAAGGGCGACUGGCUCGCGUACGGCCGCGUCAAGGCCCAGGUCGUGCUCUGGCCCGAGGGCACGGUCGGCGUCAAGGGCGGCAAGAAGCUGAGGGAGCGCGAGGGCGACGAGGAGUGGGUCGUCGAGGGCACGCUCUGGGUCACCAAGCUCGGCGAGAUUGUCCUCGUCAUCAACCAGAAGAAGCCGCCCGUGCACGUCGACCGCAGCAGGGCGCGCAUGGCGUCGCUCGGCCGCCGCCUCAGCAUCGGCUCGUUCGGCCGCACCACGUCGCGCGACUCUGGCACCGGCGGCGACCCGACCGCAACGACGACCGACGACGACCCGCACGCCGCCGCCGAGAGCAAGGGCGGCUUCUCGGGCUUUGUCAAGAAGGUCGUCUCGGCCGUCACGCCGGGCAAGUCGUCGUCGUCGUCGUCGCACGGCGAGGCCGGCAGCGGCGACGGCGUGUCGCUCACGCGCACGCGCACGGGUGAGCGCACGCCUCGCACGGCGACGGCGGGCGGCGGCGCUGCGGCGACGACGACGACGCCGCCGCGCCGGCAGAGUGGCGAGGAGGCGGCGGCGGGAGGUCGUGGUGGGCUCACGUUUGAGGAGCCCGAGAAGGCGCCGUCGCCUUUCCCGACGUACAAGGGCCACCCCGUCACGGCGCUCUACAUCCGCUCGCCGUCCCUCAUCCACUCGCUCCGCUUCUACCCUCACCGCAAGGUGCAGCGCUCGUCGUUCGGCUCCGGGUCCAAGGACGCGCCCGUCUCGUCGGCACCCGGCCCGGCGGCGCCCAAGGACGAGAAUGGCCAGCUGCCCGAGUCGGACAGCGCCCUCCUCGUGUCGGCGCCCAUCGUCGAGCUCGACGUCGUCGACAAGGACAAAGGGCUCGAGGUCGUCGGGCAGGAGGGGAACAGGAGGGAGGUCACGAUCGGGUUCGUCUUCAAGGACGUCCUCCUCAUGAACGAGGCCGACACGUUCCGCCGCCGCGUCGAGGCGCUCCUCCACCCGCCCGCCGCCGCCGACUCGAGCCCGCAGCAGCCGAGCGGCUUUGGCUCGGCCCUCAUGCGCACCAUCUCGGGCAAGAAUGCUGCCACGACGACCACCUCGACCUCGACGGCGCCGACGGCUACCGGCGAGACUGAGCAGGCAGCGUCGCCUCUCGUCGGUGGCGGCGGCGGCGGCGGCGCGGCGCAGGCUGGCGACGUCGAGGGCGAGACGGGCGCGCCGAAGCAGGACGUGUGGGUGUGAGCGGGGCGUCGUCAUCGUUGGUCGUCUCCCGAGGAGGUUCUGCUUGUUCUCGCUUUGACCUCGUCCUGUCUCCCCAGUACCCGCUUUCUCUCGUCCUUGUGUAGCUCUCUCUCUCUCUCGUGUCUGCAGUGUACCUCUCGCUUUGCCAAC
This is a messenger RNA of Rhodotorula graminis WP1, 5475 nucleotides long. RefSeq lists its product as uncharacterized. The transcript is spliced from 9 exons. The coding region runs from base 1 to 5325 and encodes 1774 amino acids. NCBI's taxonomy places the organism in Eukaryota, Fungi, Basidiomycota, Microbotryomycetes, Sporidiobolales, Sporidiobolaceae. The record is from RefSeq and is a predicted model, not a curated record.